AAACAGCUGAUAAACCAAACAACGUGCUGUUGCCGCAACUGCGAACUUAAUUUAUUGUUUUGAUUUUAAAUUUUAAUUAAAUACAUUGCACAAUGCCUCAGGGAAAAUUCAAGAAGGCUAAACUUCCGGCCUCCAUACAAAACAAAAAGAAGCAGCAAAAUAAAGUCGCCUUCACACGUCGAGCAAAUGCUCCGAUCCAGGCGAAAAAAUCAAAGUUCAACGAGACCCAGAAAAUCAAAUCAGUCAUCUCCAAAUCGGUCAACAAGAGUGUGGAAAGUGAGCUACGUUCUCGGGCCCACGAGGGUUAUAUUCAACUAAGCAAGGCUCAGGAGGCAGUGGCCAAACAUCAUGCCACACAGGCAGCAGCUGCUGCAUCAUCUAGUACAAGCAAACCUAUGGAAUAACUUUAUUUAUAAUUGUCUAGUUAAUAAUAAUAAUUGCUUUUUCAUCUGUAUAUAUUAACCUAUAUAAUGAAAUGCCUUAAAAAGUA
Drosophila willistoni is the source of this 490-nucleotide messenger RNA. RefSeq lists its product as uncharacterized. The record is from RefSeq and is a predicted model, not a curated record. The transcript has 2 exons. Bases 93 to 404 code for a protein of 103 amino acids. Lineage: Eukaryota; Metazoa; Arthropoda; Insecta; Diptera; Drosophilidae.